UAACCGGUGACCGUGUAUCCUGUUAUCGGUUGUGAGGAAAGUGUCUGUGGUGGUCGCCGAAAAUGGAGCUGCGGUUGUCGAUUUUCGGCCUGUAGGCCGUUUUUUUCGGCCCGACACCGGCAUGACCUCUGACUUCUCAUCAUGAGCAGCAAAAGCGAGCUGAAGAAGCUGUCGGAGGAGAGCCUAACCCGGCAGCCAGAGGAGGUUUUCGACAUCCUCUGCAAGCUUGGGGAAGGAUCCUAUGGCUCGGUCUACAAGGCGGUGCACAAAGAGUCGGAACAGGUGUUGGCCAUCAAGCAAGUGCCCGUGGACACCGACCUGCAGGAGAUCAUCAAGGAGAUCUCGAUUAUGCAGCAAUGCGACUCGCCGUACGUCGUCAAAUACUACGGGAGUUAUUUCAAGAACACCGACCUAUGGAUUGUGAUGGAGUACUGCGGGGCGGGUUCCGUCUCCGACAUCAUGCGCCUAAGAAAGAAAACUUUGUCCGAGGAGGAAAUCUCAACGAUAAUGAGUGACACUCUAAAAGGUCUCGAGUACCUGCACCUUCGUCGUAAAAUUCACCGAGAUAUCAAAGCUGGAAACAUCCUGCUCAACUCUGAGGGGCACGCCAAACUGGCUGACUUCGGGGUGGCAGGUCAGCUGACUGACACUAUGGCCAAAAGGAAUACAGUUAUAGGAACUCCAUUUUGGAUGGCACCUGAGGUAAUUCAAGAAAUCGGCUACGACUGUGUGGCCGAUAUCUGGUCACUUGGAAUCACUGCCUUGGAGAUGGCUGAGGGCAAACCGCCAUACGGGGACAUCCACCCCAUGCGAGCCAUUUUUAUGAUACCUACUAAACCGCCUCCCUCUUUUAGAGAGCCUGAUAGAUGGACUGCAGAGUUUAUUGAUUUUGUGUCUAGGUGUCUUAUAAAAAAUCCUGAGGAAAGGGCUUCCGCUUCUGAGCUUCUGCAGCACGAGUUUAUUAAUUAUCCAAAGCAGCCCAAUAUUCUGGCCUACAUGAUAUGCGAGGCAAAGGAGAUCAGGGAAAAACAGCAGCAGGCGCAGGGCAUUCUGAGCCAAGCACACAACGAUGAUUCGGACGAAGAUGACCAUGGAGGCACUGGCACCAUGGUCCAGUUCACACCGGAUAGCGGCACCCUGGUGCCAGAAAUGUUAAAUCGUGGUGACGAUGACGAUGGCACCCUAAUGCUGAGAUCUCGUCGUUCUGGUACCUUGGUGGAGCUGGACUCCAAUUUAGGCACAAUGGUCAUCAACAGCGAUGAUGAAGACGAAGAGUCCACAAUGAAGAGACACGCAACGGGGCUGGGUGAAUCGGGGAAGAAAUAUCGGCCUCUUUUCCUCGACCAUUUUGAUAAGAAAGAAGCAGAGAACAAUAGGCAGGGUAGCAAUGGAGCAAUUCCUAUGGGGGCGCAGACGGAACACCCCCCGCCCGCCAACCUGAACAACACGGAGGAACGCGAGCGCUUCCAGUCGCACCUGCGUCAGCAGCUGGAUAAAAUUUCGGCCGCGCCAGCACCUCAGCCUGUCCUUCCGGCGACGCCGCCAAGGCCUGAAGUCAAGUUGCAGCGAGGAUUUGUCGACGGAGAUUUCGAAUUUCUCAAGUUCCUGAGUUACGAAGAGCUGCAAACGCGCAUGACCAGCUUGGACAGCGAGAUGGAGCGCGAAAUUGACGAGUUGCGGCGGCGCUACCAAAACAAGCGCCAGCCCAUCCUCGACGCCAUGGACCAGAAAAAGAAGCGUCAGCAGAAUUUCUGAGUCUCGUUUGUUAUACUAAUAAUAAUAUUAACUGUUAAGCCAUAUACCCAAGCAAUAAAGACUCAAUUUGAAUUUGCAAGUGGUGCGAUAGUGAUUCCGUGAGAUGCGUUCGAAAUCGGUUGUUGUUGAAUCAUUCAAUGAUUUUUCGGUUUUCGCGUGCGUGAAUGAAAGAUUUGAGUUGUGUCAUCUGUUGUGCUUUGGUUGACUUUUGCGGGAAGCUCAAUCCAAGAAAUCAAUAUAACUGCUAACAAUUUGCCGUUGUUUGCCAUGUUAACCCUUGAAGAAGUAGUGGAAACAUGUAUUCGCAGGAAGUGCUUUAUUGUUUCUUUCAACUAUGCAUUUUUGUCACUAUUUUUUUGGAUGAACAUUAUUCAGUUUUGGGGAAUGUGAUAAAGCUUGCGCUCACACUUAUCACUCACACAGACACACACAAUUAUGGAACCUCAGGUCUAACGCAGAUGCAAUAGUUUGAAAAACGGUUUUACUCUUCAGUUUGUCUCGCCAAUCUUUGUGUUUCCUAAGAGCCAUUAUUCUUGUAUGCUUAAAAUAACAAUUAGAAAUUUCCUCACCGGUGAUAAUAAACAUCAGCACUGACACUUUUUAAGGCAGAACA
Messenger RNA from Cloeon dipterum, 2368 nucleotides. RefSeq names its product serine/threonine-protein kinase hippo (gene hpo). Gene Ontology annotation, biological process: protein phosphorylation; protein tetramerization; intracellular signal transduction. The record is from RefSeq and is a predicted model, not a curated record. Gene Ontology annotation, cellular component: cytoplasm. Gene Ontology annotation, molecular function: ATP binding; protein serine/threonine kinase activity. NCBI's taxonomy places the organism in Eukaryota, Metazoa, Arthropoda, Insecta, Ephemeroptera, Baetidae. The coding region runs from base 142 to 1755 and encodes 537 amino acids. The transcript has 9 exons.